GCGCGUCAAACCGCUAAACACAAUAACCAAACCAAACCAAACCCGCAAGGGGAGUGGGCCGAAGAUCCGCUUUCGCUUUUUCUUUUGCUUUUUCGUCCCGCCGCACGUGUUGGCGACGCUCGGGCGCCCCAUCGUGCGUGGCUGUUCUGAGGGUAUGCGCCGGCAUGCAGCGUUUCGUGCACAUGACGUGUGUAUCUCUGGUUUCUGUGCUGCGUGUAGGGCUUGAUUGCGUCGACAAGACAAGCAGCCGGCGGCUUGUCUGCCCUCUCAGAGGCCCGCUGAGUGGUCAAGCAGCUGGACAGACAGAUCGAUGGCGUCUGUGUGGAGGUGCGUGUGUGCGUGUCACAGACAAAUGCAAUUGAUACAAACGCACAUGUGUGUGUGGCCGCAUCAAUUGCGUACAUUGUCUGUCUGCAGGCUGCCCAUUGUGCUGCUCAUUCUGUCCGUCGGCCUGUCACCGCUGCCGUCCUCGGCCGCCUUCGUCCGGCCCGUCCGACUGACACACACAGCGCCCAUCCCACUGACACACCCAGGGCCAUCCCACCGUGCACCGCAGCCCACACCGACGUCACCUGGGGAAAUGCCGGUGACCGUGCUGAGUGCGGGAGGAGGAUUCAACUUGUACAAGCAUCUCAGCCAGCGGGAUAUCGCCUUUGCUGGCAUUGGAUCGUUCCUGCUCGGGAUCUACGUGGAGCUCCUCUACCUCGCAGACGCCGUUGACGUCAGGUAAUGGACGAGGCUGUAUUGUGUUUGUGUAAUGAAGUCCGUAUGUGUGUGCGUGUGCAGAUCGAUGAGUGGUCCGGAUAUCGUGUCCAAGUUGGCGAGCGUCGAGGUCGAGGUGGACGCCGUUGCCGCGGCUCCUCGGCUCGCCGUGAUCGCACUGCUGGCGUCCAGUGUUAUGUACUCGUGGAACAAGCUUAUCCCAGGGGCCGACACCAUCCCCAGAGACCGUAAGUAGCGAUGGCUGCAUGGGAUGGGUGGGUGGAUGGAUGGAUGGAUGGAUGCGCAUGGACAAACAGACACGCACACGGACCCAUUUGUGUGUGUCUGUGAUAUCAAUCAAUCAAUCCCUCAGGUGACCUGCCGCCGGAUGUACAGCUGCUCGAGAACAGCCGGAGAAAGGCAGCCGCAGGAGAACAACAGAAACCGCUCAGGCUGCGGGAUGUGAGUGUGCGGGAUGCAGACUGCAUGUGUCUGGGCUCGGCCGUUGGCGGUUUUUUGGUCUGGGGCGUCCAGCUUCUUCUGCUUGUUCUGGCAACCACAGUCGACGCAUCCGUGAAAGUGGUCAGUGCACUAGUGAUCGCCAAUCUCACGUUCUGGUUCGUCUUCUGGUGGAAGCGGGUGGCCGAUGACUGACUGACGGAC
Messenger RNA from Vitrella brassicaformis, 1365 nucleotides. The record is from the annotation of a GenBank genome assembly. NCBI's taxonomy places the organism in Eukaryota, Vitrellaceae.